This is a messenger RNA of Sinocyclocheilus rhinocerous, 2106 nucleotides long. RefSeq lists its product as uncharacterized. Gene Ontology annotation, cellular component: plasma membrane. The record is from RefSeq and is a predicted model, not a curated record. The transcript has 10 exons. Bases 46 to 2106 code for a protein of 686 amino acids. Gene Ontology annotation, molecular function: transmembrane signaling receptor activity. Lineage: Eukaryota; Metazoa; Chordata; Actinopteri; Cypriniformes; Cyprinidae.
CACACAGAGAUCAUUCAGCAUAAAGAAGACUGAACUCAACUCACAAUGAAGAUCCUCCUCAUCUUCCUCACUUUCUACCUGAUCUCAGGUCAGAGCUUUUCUCUUUCAUCACUGCAAUGCUUUAGCGUCACGGGAUAUUCUGGAGGAAGUCUUCUUGUUAGAUCAUGGAAGCCUUGGCACAAAGACAAUGCUAAAUACAUGAGAAAGCUACAGAAUACAAAAAUAAUAAUUAAUAGGAAACACGAUCAGUGGAUUAAUGAAGGAAGGUUCACUUUAUUUUCCAAUAAUUAUGGAAAGCUCAUGAUCUACAUCAGAGAACUAAACACACAAGAUGCUGGGACAUACAGGAUUGAGGUUGAAGGCCAGUGGUUGAUUGAUAUGACUUUGAAUGUGGAAGAAGAUUCAUGUUGUGAAGUGUCAGAGAAAGUGACAUUGAAUAUUGGAGAAACUGCCAAUUUCAGCUGUGAAUAUUCACAGAAUCAUAUAAAUGAUGUAAAGAUCAUAUUCAAAGAAGAAAAAGACUCCAUUGAGAUGAUUUACAGCAGAUGGAAGAAGAAAGAAAGAUUCAGUAUUUCUGAUGACAAACAUAAAAACAUCUUCAGUGUGAGAAUCACUGCUGUGACACCAGAUGAUGGAGGAGUUUAUUUAUGUGGAGUUUGGAUCAACAGACAAUCAUACAGUUACUCCAUUAUUAACACUGUUCAUCUACAUAUUAUUACUAAAGUGGGCGUGUCUAGAGUGAGCGGCUCCUCAGGAGGUGGUUUGAUGAUCAAGUGUGAACAUCCUCAAUACAAAACCAACCCAAAAUACAUCUGUAAAGAAUCAGACGGAUGUUCAGAGAGGAAGAAUCCAGGAGUUCAGGAUGAAUGGAUGGAGAAUGGAGAUGUUUCUUUAUAUGACGACACCAGAGCAGGAGUCUUGAUGGUGUUUUUUAGAGAGCUGAAAGCUGCAGAUGCAGGAACAUACAGGUGUGGAGUGAAAGUAUCUGACUAUACUGAGAGCUUCACUGAACUUCAGCUGCACCUCAAACACGAUGCAAAAUAUCUACAGAGUGUGACUGAAUUUGCUCAUCUUGGUGAAACAGUCAACAUCACCUGUCAGAUCCCAGAGCAACAAGAAGUUAAUUUCUGCAAAGAGGAUAAUAAUCACAUCUGCCAAACCAUCAGGUCAUCUAAAGUGACAGAAAUGACUCCUUCAUCUGAGAGAAAUGAAGAGAGAGUUGUUAGAGUGAGCAUCAGUAAUGUGAGUGUGAGAGAUGCUGGAGUUUACUGGUGUGGAGCAGAAACCAGAGACACAUAUCUGACUUUCAUCUCCCUGAACACUAAAAUUCAGCUCAACCUCAUCAUCUUCACUGGGACCAUCACUGGACUGACAGCAGAGGAUGCUGGGAAAUACUGGUGUGCAGUGACAUUAGAAACAGACCUCAAUUAUCUUUACACUCAUCUGAUUGUCAUCAUGAACAAGGAGCUGAACUUGACUAAGUAUGAAGAAGACGACGUGUCAAUCCAGUGCAUACAUCAUGAUGAAGAUCAGAAAAGCUUCUGCAAAACACAUGAAGCCUGCAUGUGUGUGAAGGAUGGAGUUUCAUUGGAGACGAUCAGAGAUGAUCGAUUCUCUUUCAGUGAUGAAGCAUCUACUGGAGUCUUUACUGUGAACAUCACUGAUCUGAGAGAAGAGGAUUCUGGGAUAUACUGGUGUGGAGCUAACGUCAUCACUAAAGUGCAUUUAAAUGUCAGCAAGGAUAAGGAUAGAAAUUUCUCCGUGAUCAUCAUUAUUAGUGUGUGUGUGAUUCUGCUGCUGAUCGGUGGAUUCACUCUGACUGUGUGCAAAUUAAGACACAACAGACGAGGAAGAAUCUCGACAUCAGACAAGAGAAAGAGGAAGAAAAAUACAUUAUCAUCAUGUGCAGACAGCAGACGUGAUUCUCUCUCAGAUCCUGGAUCAGCUCAAAUGAAGAAACAUGAAUUACCCACAAUCCCCUCUGAUGAGCUCCUGUACGCUGCUGUCAGUUUCCAGAAGCAUGAAGAGUCUCUCAGUGACGCUACAGUCAGAUUCAGUAAGAAUGAGAUUCACUCGGAUUACACCACGAUCAGAUUCACCGCAUGA